Messenger RNA from Liolophura sinensis, 2996 nucleotides. RefSeq names its product mucin-2-like. The coding region runs from base 191 to 2401 and encodes 736 amino acids. NCBI's taxonomy places the organism in Eukaryota, Metazoa, Mollusca, Polyplacophora, Chitonida, Chitonidae. The transcript has 2 exons. The record is from RefSeq and is a predicted model, not a curated record.
GCUAGGCGCAAUGCAAUGGUGUAAACAACCAUAUGGGAAGAUCAACACGUGUAUAACACAGCAAAGUCGAGUAAUUUUCUUGUCAAGUUUGAGGAUCUUACAAAAUGAUGGCGUAAACACAAUUAUCUAAAAUCUGGUGUCAAGUAACAAGUAGCAUGUCUAUUUCUUUGCCGUUUUGUGAUGUUAUUUAAUGUUGGUUGCCACCAUGAUUGUGCGACGAUGUUGUGUUAGAGGCCUGCUCCUGUCAGUGGUGUGUGGCCUGAUUGUACUACUACAGACCGAGGCUCAUACCAGACCUGAAGUUCCGACCAAUGGGAAUCAGGUUUCCAGCCGGAGGGCCGACCUCCUCCUGAAGCUCUGGCGACAGCGUCUCCAACGCUCAGAUACCACUACCUCAUCUUCUCCUACACCCACCAGCGACUCAGGGCAAAUCACAACAUACGGGGACCCAGGCAGCCAUUUCGCAGAGACCACUGUGUUACCAUCUUCAGAUGAUCCUGUACAGAGUAUCACCAGUAACACGACGAAUCAAGAAUCAAAAACGUCAAACGAAUCUGAAACUAGCCAUAAAGCAAAUGACACCAACAGCACUUAUAUAAAUGAGAUGUUAAAAGCAGUCCCUUCAGAACUGAAUCAAAGUUUUGUUGGAAGUUCAGGAAAAUCUUUACUGUAUGCACUGACUUCCAACCUAACUCAGAAUCAGAUUCCCUGGGACGGGGCCUCAAAUGUGGGCCUUAGUGACAAUUCCACGUUUUUAAACCAAUCGAAAGGAAAUGACACAGAAAACUUCUGGGAAACAUCCGAAUUUAGUGCAUCAGUCGAAAGUGUUAUAAACAAUAUUACCACAAAUUUAACGGACUGGUUAGACAAAGACAACAGAGUAACACACGGUGAACAUAGAUCCAACAUUACCUGUGUUAAUUCUUCAGAAGGUGCUUCAGACAACCUUUUGGAUUCUACACAGAGUUCGACGACAAAAGAUCAAGUUUCGGAUUUCUCUGAUAUAGUGAUACUUUCGGAUUUCUCGCCAAAUGUAACAACAGAAAAUCAGGUUUCAAACAUGGGCCAAAACUUUACAAAAGAGGGAACGUUAGAGGAAAAUGGACCACAGAACGUGACGUCAUACAUGAAAGACGAAUUGUUACAAGAGAAUGACACCUUGGCCUCAAACAAAGAUACUACUUCUGAUGUGCCGACCUCAGACAAGUAUACUGCUUCUGGUGUGUCGACCCCAGACAAAUACACUUCUUCUGAUGUGCCGACCUCCGACAAAUACACUUCUUCUGAUGUGCCGACCUCAGACAAAUACACUCCUUCUGAUGUGCCGACCUCAGACAAAUAUACUCCUUCUGAUGUGUCGAUCUCAGACAGAUAUACUCCUUCUGAUGUGUCGACCUCAGACAAAUAUACUCCGUCUGAUGUGCCGACCUCAGACAAAUAUACUCCUUCUGAUGUGCCGACCUUAGACAAAUAUACUCCUUCUGAUGUGUCGACCUCAGAGAAAUAUACUUCGUCUGAUGUGCCGACCUCAGAGAAAUAUACUCCUUCUAAUGUGUCGAUCUCAGACAAAUAUACUCCUUCUGAUGUGUCGACCUCAGAGAAAUAUACUUCGUCUGAUGUGCCGACCUCAGAGAAAUAUACUCCUUCUGAUGUGCCGACCUUAGACAAAUAUACUCCUUCUGAUGUGUCGACCUCAGAGAAAUAUACUUCGUCUAAUGUGUCAACCUCAGAGAAAUAUACUCCUUCUGAUGUGCCGACCUCAGACAAAUAUACUCCUUCUGAUGUGCCGACCUCAGAGAAAUAUACUCCUUCUGAUGUACCGACCUUAGACAAAUAUACUCCUUCUGAUGUGUCGACCUCGGAGAAAUAUACUUCGUCUGAUGUGCCGACCUCAGACAUCAAGUCCAGCGUAAAACAUGUACCAUCUGAACCAAAUCCUCUGUUAACAAAUUGCCAACCAGAAGCAAACCACGAGGCGCCUAUAUCCCAAAGCCAAUCUCCAACCAUACCCAAUGAACACACAACUAUUAACUCAAAAGAAGAAAUAUUGACUUCUCUACCGACAUCAUCCAAAGAAGCUAAAUUUACUCACACGUCAACGGCACUCACACAGCUCACAUCUCAGGAAGCCACACCUGUAGCUGUUACAACCACUCCCAAACAAACCACAUCGGGCUAUAUGUAUCGCACAACAGAGUUCGACCCAUUGACCAAUCGCGGUGGUCCAUUUUUGAGAAAGCCCAACGCUUUUGACUUUUUAAUGAUGGGACAAAUAGCAACUGCUCAAAGAAAUGAAAAACAACGUGAGUUUCGAGAAAGUAACUACGAAGCCUCUGCUCAAAUCUGUGGUUUGCUCAACAAAAAGUUCUGCAGAUUGUCCAUUGGAGGCAGGUGCUGUUAGAAGUUCAACAAGAACCAUUAGUGUAACACCUAAUGCCGAUGAUAAUUUUCAAUUUUUACAGCCACUCAGUGCGCAUGGAAGUGACUGUAUAAAAUAUGUGUAUCCCAGGGUUUAUAUUUUUUUUUUUCUGGUCAGUGUUACUUUUAUGCGCUUAUAUAGGUAAAAUUUCAUGUGUUACAAAAAUAAAGAUUAAAUUCGAUCCAUAUUUUACAUAGUUUACGUAAGCAUAACAGGUUUGUAUCUUAUAAACUUUAAACUGAGGAAAUCCGCCUUUCAGUGACUGAGACAUGAACUGAAACCCUUGCGUUAGUUUGUGUUUUUUUUUUCUUCUAAGGGUAGAAUCUGUAUCGAAGUGCAUCCACGUGGGAUCGUCAUGAUAAGCAUGAGGACGUCAUGAGGACUUGAUUUUGUGCUUUUGUCACUCAGCGUCCAUCUCAGAUAUGUCAGCAAGUGUACCGUACGCUAUUUAGUAAUUCUGAGUGCAUAUGUGAAGACUUUUGGAAUUGUGCAAGAUCAGGAUGCUGGGGCAUUUACUUGGAUUCACAAAGCUCUCCGAAGCUGGGUUCAUAUGUAUGAAGGAAUUAAUAAACGCCAC